AUGGAGAUUGCGAGUCAAGCAGAGGUAGAAAAGCGGGCGGUGAUUCAAUAUAUUAUUGAGGGUAUCGACGAUGACGCAACAAACAAGUCCUUAUUAUAUGGAGCAACAUCUAUCAAACAGCUUAAAGAACGGUUUUGCCAGUACGAAAACAUGAUAAGAGAAAUGCAAGGAAAAGCAAAAUCAGCAGAACGAAAAGGCGACGGCAAAAGUUUUCAGAAGAAACCGGCUACAGUGAUAGAAUACGCGAAGCCGAAACGGUGUUUCAACUGUGGUGAAACAAACCAUAUAAGUGCGGAGUGUCCGGAAAAACAAAAGGGCGUAAAGUGUUUUAAGUGCAAUGAGUUUGGGCAUAUAGCAUCUAAAUGUCCCCCGAAAUCGGAAGGAACAAUCAAAGAAAUUAAUGUUGUUUCACGGCAGGGUGAGCAAAAUUACAUGAAAGCGGUACUGAUAGGGCAAAACAAGUUUGCAGCACUGGUAGAUACGGGUAGUGAUUUGACUUUCAUGCGAACGGACGAAUAUGUGAAAAUCGGAUCUCCCGCCUUGCGAGAUCGUAAAGCAAACCGCCUUUACCUCAAACUGAAAACGAAAUCUACGAAGAUACAGAGGAAGAAAAAAGCUGGCGAAGAGGAAGAUGAAGCUGACGAAGAAGAAGAUAAAGCUGACGAAGAUGAAGCUGACGAAGAGGAAAAUGAACAGUUUGUCUGA
Brassicogethes aeneus is the source of this 705-nucleotide messenger RNA. NCBI's taxonomy places the organism in Eukaryota, Metazoa, Arthropoda, Insecta, Coleoptera, Nitidulidae. The record is from the annotation of a GenBank genome assembly.